Molecule: messenger RNA, 357 nt
Organism: Trichoderma virens Gv29-8
Lineage: Eukaryota; Fungi; Ascomycota; Sordariomycetes; Hypocreales; Hypocreaceae
Exons: 2
Coding region: 1-357 (118 amino acids)
Biological process (GO): tubulin complex assembly; post-chaperonin tubulin folding pathway
Cellular component (GO): cytosol; microtubule cytoskeleton
Molecular function (GO): beta-tubulin binding
Source: RefSeq, a predicted model, not a curated record
AUGCCUUCUCCGUCUCCCCUGGUUAUCGCGACGGGCGCCGUCAACCGACUCCUGAAAGAGGAAGCGUCGUAUCACAAGGAGCUCCUGGCACAAGAGGCUGAUGCAAAGGCCCAGGAGGAGAAGAUCAAGAGCGGACAGGAUGACGAAGACGGCAAUGCAAAGUAUAUCCUGAAGCAGCAGCAACUAGUUGUCGAGCAGACGAGAGCCGUAUUCAAGCCUCUGAGAGACCGGAUCAACCAGGCUGUCGAGAAGCUGGAGGAUCUGGUCGCGUCCGAAGAGAAGACUGGGAAUGCCUCGGCCGAGGAACUCGCGAAUGCAAAGGCGGCGUUGGAAAAGGCCAAGCCAAGCGAUAUUUAG